This is a messenger RNA of Gamsiella multidivaricata, 1452 nucleotides long. RefSeq names its product peptidase M24, structural domain-containing protein. Gene Ontology annotation, molecular function: metalloaminopeptidase activity. The record is from RefSeq and is a predicted model, not a curated record. The transcript has 7 exons. Gene Ontology annotation, biological process: proteolysis. Bases 1 to 984 code for a protein of 327 amino acids. Lineage: Eukaryota; Fungi; Mortierellomycota; Mortierellomycetes; Mortierellales; Mortierellaceae.
AUGUUUAGACCCAACCAGAUCCUAUUUCGAAGCGGGACAGCGCUACCUUUUCUCCAACCUCGUAAACCCAAAAAUGUCCAUGGUGGAGACAUUCGUGAUCACAACCAUUUCGGCAACUAUGCUCGUCUGGCACCAACCUCAUUAAAGCUCGGUGUGGUCCCGCCAGAUGUAGAUAGCUUGAUUCCAGCGCAUAUCCGACGACCGGGCUAUGCACUUCGAGGGGAGCCCUCCGAGUGGGCUUCGACUAUUCCAGUGAACGGUCCCGAAGCCAUUGAGCGGUGCAGGAAGGCGGGACAGUUGGCCAAAAGGAUCCUUGAGCUCGGAGGAUCUCUUGUGAAGCCAGGCAUUAGUACGAACGAGAUCGACCGCAUGCUGCAUGAAGCCAUUAUUGCCAGCAAUGCAUAUCCUUCGCCGUUGAACUACAUGGGCUUUCCAAAAUCAAUCUGCACGUCUAUAUCUAAUGUCAUUGCGCAUGGUAUUCCUGACAAUCGAUGCCUCGAGAAUGGAGAUAUUAUUAACAUCGAUAUCACAGUAUAUCAAGAUGGGUAUCAUGGAGACACAUCAGCUACGUUUCUCGUUGGCGAUGUAGAUCAGCCUGGCCGGGAAUUGGUAGAGAGAACAAAGGAAUCGUUGGAUGCGGCCAUUGCAGUUUGCGGCCCAGGUGUACCCUUCAAUAGGAUUGGAAAGACGAUUCAAGCGAUUGCCGAUCGAUACGGAUACACGGUCUCGGAACAGUUUUCAGGACAUGGGAUCGGCAAAGAGUUCCACUGCCUGCCAUUGAUCUACCACCAUGAUAAUGACGAAGAUGGCGAGAUGGAAAAAGGCAUGAUUUUUACAAUCGAGCCCAUGUUCUGCCAGGGCACUGCUCUAGGAGUCCAAUGGCCCGACAAAUGGACGGUGGUGACGGCAGAUGGUGGGCGAAGUGCCCAGUUUGAACACAUGAUCUUGAUCACUGAGGAUGGUGCUGAGAGAUUGACAGGAUGAUAUAUGGGGUUCGAAGGUCGGACUACGGAAAAGCACGCGUAUGAACUCCAAUAAACAAAGAUAAUUGAAACGAGAUCAUGUUGUCUGUUUACAAAAAAACGAUGGUAAAGUCAUAUCAAUCGCGCGAAAGCCUACAGGGAUCUGGUGCGGGCAGCGCAGGAUGUUUCGGACCCUGAACGACAUAGCAGACUGACGCCUUCAUGCCAUUUUACUUAAAAGACUCGGAUUUUUGAAUCGGAUGGUGCGCUUGGCUUCGUCGAAUGAGCAGAUCACGAAUCUCGACUUGGUUGGCCCAGCUUUCGAGGGAUGGCGGGGCUGUACUUCGUUUUGCGACUUGACCAGCCCCAGGGCAAAAAAAUAUUGGUGGCAAAACCGAAUUUGUAAAUGGCAUCGUUUUUCGGAGGUUCUCGUGGUUUUUGGCCGUGCUGGUCCAUGGAGACAGCCCGAAGGGCCAUUCACUAGGUCGGU